GUUUCUUGCCACCAUGGAUGACAACGACCCUAUAUCCCAGUUCUUCGACGAAGAAGAUGUAGACCUCUACGCCGUCUUGUCGCUUAAAUCAGAUACCUCUGCAGAAGAUAUCCGGAAGUCCUACAGGAAACUUGCUUUGUUGUGCCAUCCUGACAAACUGAUUAAUGCCACCGAGGAGGAACGGGCAAACGCGUCUACGCAAUUCCAGAGGAUCGGUUUUGCAUAUACUGUGCUAAGCGACGAAAAACGGAGGAAGAAAUAUGAUAAAACUGGAAAGACUGAUGAAGGAUUACUCGGUGAGGCGGAUGAGGACGGCGGCUGGGAAGCUUACUUUGAGGACCUAUUUGACCGUGUUACACGAGGGAGACUGGACGAAAUGAAGAAGGAAUAUCAAGGUUCCUCUGAGGAAAUCGAUGACCUCAAGGCUGCUUACCUUGAAACCGGAGGAUCAUUUGACGAAAUUAUGAAGCAUAUUCCUCACUCUACUAUUGAUGAUGAACCAAGAUUCGUAGUCGCACUGUCGAAUCUUGUCAAAGCUGGCGACCUGCCGAGCCUUCCGCAAUGGGCGUCAAGCUCCAAAGAUGAGAAAGCCAAGCUAGUGAGGAAGAAGCAGAGCGAUAAAGAGGCAAACGAGGCGGAAGAACUUGCGAAGGAGCUUGGUGUAUGGGAUGAGUUCUAUGGAAGCGGAAAGACAGGAACGAGAAAGGGCAAGGGGAAAGCAAAGAAACCAGCAAAUGAUGAAGAUGAGGACGAGGGAGACACUUCAGCACUCCAGGCGCUCAUUCUCAAGAGACAGAAGGGCCGCAACAACUUUCUGGAUGACCUGGCCGCCAAGUAUACAAAUAUGGAAGAGCCAUCCAGAACGAAGGGAGGAGGGGGAAAGAAACGCAAGAAGGCCGCGGACGAGUCUGAGGCUGAAGCGGAAUCGCCAAAGAAGAAGCCUCAUGUCCAGGAUCCUCCUGAUAUCGACGAUGAGGAAUUCGCCAAGAUACAGCAGAAGAUGUUUUCGGAUAAGCGCAAACCAGCAGGUGAAGGAUCAUCAUCAGCCAAGGGGAGACGGAGCGGGAGAGCGAAGAAAGCGAAAUAAUUCCUGUUCUGUGGAUGUUUGCUGUCAUACCCUGCCUCGUCUUGCUUUGUAUGGUCUUUAUCUCGAUGUAUGUAUUCUAAAUUAUUAUCAUUGAAACCUUGUUUGUGUUCCAUAC
Molecule: messenger RNA, 1202 nt
Organism: Suillus clintonianus
Lineage: Eukaryota; Fungi; Basidiomycota; Agaricomycetes; Boletales; Suillaceae
Exons: 2
Coding region: 14-1087 (357 amino acids)
Cellular component (GO): cytoplasm; nucleus
Molecular function (GO): heat shock protein binding
Source: RefSeq, a predicted model, not a curated record